Elephantulus edwardii (Cape elephant shrew) is the source of this 1942-nucleotide messenger RNA. It is a transcript of the gene ILVBL, whose product is annotated as ilvB (bacterial acetolactate synthase)-like. Gene Ontology annotation, molecular function: magnesium ion binding; flavin adenine dinucleotide binding; acetolactate synthase activity. The record is from RefSeq and is a predicted model, not a curated record. NCBI's taxonomy places the organism in Eukaryota, Metazoa, Chordata, Mammalia, Macroscelidea, Macroscelididae. Gene Ontology annotation, biological process: L-valine biosynthetic process. The transcript is spliced from 16 exons. Bases 44 to 1942 code for a protein of 632 amino acids. Gene Ontology annotation, cellular component: acetolactate synthase complex.
UGCUGGAUGCAGAGCCAUUUCGUGAUGGUGAAGGUGCUACCUCAUGGGGUCCCCCACGACCGGCGAUCCAGAGGGAAGCUUCGUCCCCGCGCUUCUCCUCCUGGCCGGCGGGACGCUGGUGGCCGCCCUGCUGGGUGCUGCGCACCGCUUGGGGCUCUUCUACCAACUGAGGCACAAGGUGGACAAGGCCAGCGUCCGACAUGGUGGGGAGAAUGUGGCAUCUGUCCUGCGUGCCCAUGGUGUUCGUUUUAUCUUCACGCUGGUGGGCGGGCACAUCUCCCCGCUGCUGGUGGCCUGUGAGAAGCUGGGCAUCCGUGUGGUAGACACCCGCCAUGAGGUCACAGCCGUCUUUGCAGCUGAUGCAGUGGCCCGCCUGUCAGGGACGGUGGGUGUAGCAGCGGUGACGGCAGGCCCUGGCCUCACCAACACUGUGACAGCUGUGAAGAACGCCCAGAUGGCCCAGUCCCCAGUCUUACUCCUGGGGGGCGCUGCUGGCACCUUGCUGCAGAACCGUGGGGCGCUGCAGGCCGUUGACCAGAUGUCACUGUUCCGACCGCUCUGCAAGUUCUGUGCGUCGGUGCGGAGGGUCCGGGACAUCGUGCCCACCCUGAGGGCUGCCAUGGCUGCUGCCCAGUCGGGGACCCCAGGCCCGGUGUUUGUGGAACUGCCCAUCGAUGUGCUAUAUCCUUACUUCAUGGUUCAGAAGGAGAUGGUGCCCGCCAAGCCACCCAAGGGCCUUGUAGCUUGGGUGGUCACUUGGUACUUAAAGAAUCACCUGGCUAACCUCUUUGCGGGGGCCUGGGAGCCUCAGCCUGAAGGACCCCUGCCCCUGAGCAUCCCCCAAGCGCCCCCCCAGCAGGUCCAGCGCUGCGUGGAGAUCUUGAGCCGGGCCAAGAGGCCCCUGAUGGUACUGGGGAGUCAGGCCACGCUGCCCCCGAUCCCUGCCAACAAGCUGAGGGCUGCCGUGGAGUCGCUGGGCAUCCCCUGCUUCCUGGGGGGGAUGGCACGAGGGCUGUUGGGCCGCAACAACCCCCUCCACAUCCAGCAGAAUCGCAGCGCCGCCCUGAAGAAAGCGGAUGUUGUCAUUCUGGCAGGCGCUGUGUGCGACUUCCGCCUGUCCUACGGCCGUGUCCUCAGCCGCAGCAGCAAGAUCAUCAUCGUUAAUCGUAACCGCAAAGACCUGCUGCUCAACUCAGACUUGUUCUGGAAGCCCCAGGAGGCUGUGCAGGGAGACGUGGCCUCUUUUGUGCUGAAGCUGGAGGAGGGUCUGCGGGGCCACACAUGGGCACCAGACUGGGCGGAGGAGCUUCGAGAAGCCGACCGACAGAAGAAGCAGAUCUUCCAGGAGAAGGCAGCGAAGCCCACGGCGCAGCACCUCAACCCAGUGCGGGUGCUACAGCUGGUGGAGGAGACCCUGCCUGAGAGUGUGGUCCUGGUGGUUGAUGGUGGGGACUUCGUGGGCACUGCUGCGCAGCUGGUACGGCCCCGUGGACCCCUGUGCUGGCUGGAUCCUGGGGCCUUCGGAACGCUGGGGGUCGGCGGAGGAUUUGCACUCGGGGCCAAGCUGUGCCGACCAGAUGCUGAGGUUUGGUGCCUCUUUGGGGAUGGAGCAUUUGGCUACAGCCUCAUCGAAUUUGACACCUUCGUCAGACACAAGAUCCCAGUGAUUGCCCUGGUGGGGAAUGAUGCCAGCUGGACCCAGAUUUCCCGGGAGCAGGUGCCCUCUCUGGGCAGCAAUGUGGCCUGUGGCUUGGCCUACACAGAUUAUCAUAAGGCAGCUGAGGGUCUCGGGGCCCGAGGCUUGCUGCUUUCCCGAGAGAAUGAGGACCAGGCAGUCCAGGUGCUGCGAGAGGCCCAGCAGCAGUGCAGGGAUGGCCACCCGGUUGUGGUCAACAUUCUCAUUGGGAAGACUGACUUCCGGGAUGGCUCCAUCUCCGUGUAG